GUACAUAUUCUACGUUCACAAUCGGGUAGAAAUGUAUUGAAAAGCGGUGGUUGUGGGUUCCCUUUCAAGGAGUAUUACUCGAUUGUUGCAACCAAUUACGCACUCGAAACGACGAAGUAAGCAAAAAACGAAAAAUAAGGAAAUGUAAAAGCCUACAAAACAACCAGCUGAGAAGAGUCAAAGAGAUCCCAUGCGCAUGGGUCAUUACUGACGUCAGACAAUGAUCUAUUCGGGGCUGAGUUGUUUGUGCUUGACAUGGUAUCAGUGGCUUAAUGUGACGUAAAAGUCUUAUGUUCGAAUUCUGAUAACCCUCAUCUGUUCUGUUAAGCACAUGGUGCUCGGACAUGUGCAAACUUCAAGCUCAUACAUAUGGUGGUUUCAUUUGAGCGAGUGUGUUAGUAAAUGAUAUAUAAUCCACGAUUGAAUUUCUCCCAAUAACUCAAAUUAUUGAGAUCGAAUGUUUCGUGACAUCAUUCUCAGAAGUGUGGACCAGUGAUAUUGUUUAAGGAGCAUGAAUGCUUGAAAAGUCUAGACUUAGAGAUAGAGAGGGUCGGACGAGGAAGAAUAACGUGUUGGAGAGGUAUACACUGAUUCGACAGAUGCAUCAUGCAUGGAUCGGAGUUAGUAUUAAUGGUUUUAUCUGAUACUUACGGUUCGUUUGAUUUUUUACUAUCAGGAGGAGGAACUGUUGGAAUUGGGUUAAGGGAUACGAGAGCGGAUCCCAUGACUAAGGGGGUCUUUAGUCACUUGACUAAGCCCCUCAUAGCCAUUAGAUCUGGAAAUUUCAAUCCAAUGGUUAAAAAGUAUGAAGGGCUAUUUAAUUAAUGAUAAGGGUAGUUUGGGUAUUAUGGAAAAUUACGAAGUAUACAAACCAGAUUUACAAUCACUACAAACCAUACAAACAUACGAACAGUACAAACUAGAGCGACAAAACAUACAAACAGAUUUACAAACAUUACAAACGUAUGAACUGUACAAACAAUACAAACUAGACCGAUAAACAAUACAAACCAUACAAAAAGAAAAAACAACCAGGUUGACUUUGGAGGCUUCAUCCCUAUAUAGAGGGGCUCCUUCCCAAAGUCAACCCGGGUGUUUUUUAGACAUACAAACAUGGUGGACAAAAAUGACAAACUAGACCAAAAAUUCAUACAAACUAGAAAAACACCCGGGUUGACUUUGGUGGCUUCAUCCCUAUAUAUUAUAGAGGGCUCCGUCUCAAAGUCAACCCGGUUAUUUUUUAGACAUACAAACAUUACGAACAUGGUGGACAAAAAUGACAAACUAGACCGACAAUCCAUACGAACUAGAAAAAACACCCGAGUUGGCUUUGGAGCAAUGCUGUCAAAGCCGAGCCGGAGUAUGACCCGGCAACGUGAACGGCUCGGUCAUUAGUGGUCCAACCGGCAUUAGACCGUUUAAAAACCGUUUGAGAACCGGUACCUAAUAAAGGGUCAUCUGUAAUAAUAGACACUUCUUAAUCAUGGUAAACCACAAGUAAAUUACUCUCUUAAACCAUUCUAGAACAUCAGUUCUCCAUUUCCUUUACACAUCUCCCUCCCCAACCUCUCGCCCCGUCCACGUCACACAUCUUCCAAAUCUCUCUCCUCUUCCUCUCGCUCUCUUCUCUCUCUGAAAGGGGGGAAAUAAGAUCGACCAGACAGAAACACUUCAAACUCCCUUCCACCGCCACCGCAGCCCAAAUGACCACCGCUACAGCCACCGUCACCACCAUCAACGACCUCCCUGAGGCUAUCCUCUCUGUAAUCGUCGCCUCCGUCUCCGACAUCCGGGCACGCAACUCCCUCUCCCUAGUGAACCAGAAGUUCGUUUCAUUGGGGCGAGCCACGCGCUCCUCCCUCGCCAUCCGGGGCAACGCGCGGGACCUCUUCCUCAUCCCGACCUGCUUCCGAUCCGUCACUCACCUCGACCUCUCUCUGCUCUCCCCCUGGGGCCACUCCUUCCUCCUCUCCUCCGCCGACGCCCAAUUGCUGGCCGCCCUCCUCGCCGGCAAGUUCCCUUCCGUCACUUCCCUCACCGUCUACUCCCGAUCUCCCCUCACCCUAGACGUCUUGCUUGCCCACUGGCCCCGAUUGAGCCAUCUCAAGCUCAUCCGCUGGCACCAGCGCCCUUCCUCCCUCCAGCUCGGCGACGAUUUCUAGCCCCGACCCCCUUUAAUUUUUGAACUAUUUUUUUUAAUUAAACCAACCGGUCGAAUGUAAAAAACCGGACGACCGGCUCGAGCGGUUCGAGCGGUUAACCGCUUCGGCCGCUCGCCGGCCGCCCCAAAGAACCAGUCCGGCUAAAUAGCUCAUCUGAUCCGGUUUUGUGCCCGGUUGGCGGUUUUGGCGGCUCGGCCGGCCGGCUCGGCUCGGUUUUCACAGCACUGCUUUGGAGGCUCCAUCCCUAUAUAGAGGGGUUUCAUCCAAAAGUCAACUAGGUUGUUUUUUAGACAUAAAAACAUUACAAACAUGGUUGACAAAAAUGAUAAACAUGGUGCACAAAAAUAACAAAGUUUACAAACAUUU
Messenger RNA from Linum trigynum, 2528 nucleotides. NCBI's taxonomy places the organism in Eukaryota, Viridiplantae, Streptophyta, Magnoliopsida, Malpighiales, Linaceae. The record is from the annotation of a GenBank genome assembly.